Messenger RNA from Oryzias latipes (Japanese medaka), 1439 nucleotides. Its product is annotated as KATNB1-like protein 1. Gene Ontology annotation, molecular function: microtubule binding. The record is from RefSeq and is a predicted model, not a curated record. NCBI's taxonomy places the organism in Eukaryota, Metazoa, Chordata, Actinopteri, Beloniformes, Adrianichthyidae. Gene Ontology annotation, cellular component: nucleolus.
AACAGAAUGAACGUCAGGACACUGAUGAUGCCAUUUACAGUUCAAAACAACGGUAGGAAAUAAAGGCUAAGUAAAGAACACAAGAGCAAGGAUUACAGAGAAACUAAGUCGAGCAGCUUUAACGAGAUAUUUGGUCUUUAAAUCAGCUCAAUUAUUAGGUCAACGGUCGCUAGAGGGGGCGCGCGGAAGGAUAUUUGAGUCGAGAAUGGGCUGAUUCAUCCAGGAAGGAUCCAAACAUUCAAAGCACCCCCGAAUAACAGCGCGGCUUAUCACCAGUGUAAAUUAAAUGGAUUCUGACAGUGAAGAGAGAAACAGUCAUGGUUUGGAUCAUCCUGUCAGUUGGCACAAACCACAGGACAAAGGCAGUUUUGGAACAACAACCAAACAGAGUAAAAGUGACAGCAAUGAAGAGUUCUACAAAAAGAGGUAUCCAAUUAGUCGCUCCGGCAACAACCCAGGCAGAGUAAAGAGAGUAGUGUCAUGUAAGCGGAAAACUCAUCAUCUAACGGUGGUCAGAAGGAAGCAGCACGCAUCUGAGAGGACCUUUGAAGCAGCAAACAAGGAGAACAACAUGGCAGUUUUGCAGGACGCGCAGCAAGAAAUGUUUCACUGGGACUCAUUAGAGCACUCGCAAAACAUCAAUAAUAACCACAAGACUAGUCUAACUGGUUCUGAGCACACAGGCUACAGUUUAUUCACUGAGCUGUCGAAGGAUCAUAAAACUAUGGUGGAUGUUCUGUUUGGAAGACAUUUAAGGUUAAAGGUGGCUUUCACACUCUGGCAGAGAAAUGCUGAAGAGCUGUUGACAUUCUUUCUGAAAAUUCAAGACAUUGGUGUGGUUGUUGACUUUCUCCCCAUAAUUUGUAAAUGCAUUGAUGAAGACUCUUCAAAGAUGACCAUUGGAUCCUGUGUGGACCUGUUUCCUCUGAUUAGGAAAGUCCUCAACACUAAAUAUGAAGAGUAUCUUAUUGUUGGCUUAAAGUGGGUCCAUUCAGUUGUAAGAAAAUGGAAGAAGGAGCUACAGACAAGCGGCUACAGUGGAACAACUCCUCCUCUGAUGGAUGUAAAUUUUCAGGUUUUUAAUCAGCAGUUGUGGGAGUUAUGGCAGGAGAAACCUUUGCUGAAAUCUGGUCCGGAAGUUGCGACAAAAAUGAUAAAAUUUAUUGAGUCUUUCCUGUUUCAACUCAACCAGCACAGAUAAGCUUCCAAAUGACAACUGCUGCAAUUAGACACAUUUCAUUCAUUGUACUGUAUUCAAGUUCCUUCAAACACUGAAGACAUGCUUUUAUAGUUGCUUCAGUGACAGAUUUAUCUAACUAUGAAAGUUUUGUAUUGUAAAAAAUGUUUGUAUUAUGUGAACAAUUAAAGGUUAUCAAUAUUUUACUUUAAAAAAUGUAAUGUUAACAUAUUUUCUUGAUAAAUUUUAUUAUAAUAAAAAA